Messenger RNA from Cuculus canorus (common cuckoo), 3488 nucleotides. It is a transcript of the gene TUBB3, whose product is annotated as tubulin beta 3 class III. Gene Ontology annotation, biological process: mitotic cell cycle; axon guidance; G protein-coupled receptor signaling pathway. Gene Ontology annotation, cellular component: cytoplasm; membrane; microtubule. Lineage: Eukaryota; Metazoa; Chordata; Aves; Cuculiformes; Cuculidae. Gene Ontology annotation, molecular function: GTP binding; GTPase activity; G protein-coupled receptor activity. The coding region runs from base 16 to 3276 and encodes 1086 amino acids. The record is from RefSeq and is a predicted model, not a curated record. The transcript has 5 exons.
GCUGAGGUGGGGGCCAUGUCAGCGCUAGCCCCCCUGCGUCUGCUGCGUGAGCCCUGGAAUGACAGUGACGGCAACCAAAGCAACGUCACAGCAGGGACCAGCAGUGCGUGGUGCCAGGGGCUCAAUGUCCCCAAUGAACUCUUCCUCACAUUGAGCCUGGUGAGCCUGGUGGAGAACCUCCUGGUGGUGGCUGCCAUCCUGAAGAACAGGAACCUGCACUCGCCCAUGUACUACUUCAUCUGUUGCCUGGCCAUUUCUGACAUGCUGGUGAGCGUCAGCAACCUGGUGGAGACGCUGUUCAUGCUGCUGAUGGAGCACGGCGUGCUGGUGAUCCACGCCAACAUCGUCCGCCACAUGGAUAAUGUCAUCGACAUGCUCAUCUGCAGCUCUGUUGUGUCCUCUCUCUCCUUCCUGGGGGUCAUCGCAGUGGACCGCUACAUUACCAUCUUCUACGCCCUGCGCUACCACAGCAUCAUGACACUACAACGGGCUGUGGUGACCAUGGCCAGCAUCUGGCUGGCCAGCACUGUCUCCAGCACCAUCUUCAUCACCUACUACCGCAACAACGCCAUCCUCCUCUGCCUCAUCAGCUUCUUCCUCUUCAUGCUGGUCCUCAUGCUGGUGCUCUACAUCCACAUGUUCACUCUGGCGUGCCACCACCUCCGCAGCAUCUCCAGCCAACAGAAGCAGCCCACUGUCUACCGCAGCAGCAGCCUGAAGGGAGCUGUCACGCUCACCAUCCUCCUGGGUGUCUUCUUCAUCUGCUGGGGGCCCUUCUUCUUCCACCUCAUUCUUAUCGUCACCUGCCCCACCAACCCCUUCUGCACCUGCUUCUUCAGCUACUUCAACCUCUUCCUCAUCCUCAUUAUCUGCAAUUCGGUGGUCGAUCCCCUCAUCUAUGCCUUCCGGAGCCAGGAGCUCCGGCGGACGCUGCGGGAGGUGGUGCUGUGCUCCUGCUCAAUUGUUCCCGGUUGCCGGCCCCGGGGGGACCGGUGGGGACCGGGAGGGACCGUCGGAGCAUCCCUGGGCGGCAGGUCCCGCGGGGGAAGCCCCGGACAAAGGGCCCCUCGCCGCCUCCUUUGUUCUCGGCCGCGCCCGCCGCGGCCCCGCGGGUGCUCCAGGCGCCCGGGACCCCCCGUCCCUGCCCCCCCGGGACGGGUCGGGGAGUCCUCCCCUCCCGCCGCCGCCCCGGGACGCUCCCGCCGUGCCUGGGGGUCCCUCCCCCACCCCCCGCGGGUACCGGGGGCCGCUGCCGCCUCCCCGGAGCGGGAGUCCCACGGGUACCGGCAUCCUCCCGCGAACUGGGGACCCCUCCCGUUUGCCCGGUGCGGGGGUCCUUGCCACCCCGCGGGUACCGGGGGGUCCCCGGGGCGGGUCCCCUCCCGUCUCCCCGGUGCCGGUGUCUAUGCCCCCGCGGGUACCGAAGGUCCCCGUGCAGAGGCGGGUCCCAUCCCGUUUUCCCGGUACCGGGGCCCGUGUCCCCACGGGUACCGGAGGUCCCCGGGGCAAGUCCCCUUCCCUCCUCGUUUUCCCGGUGCCGGCGUCCCCAUGCCGGGGCCAGUCCCCCCUCCUCCCGUCCCCCCGAUGCCGGGGGUCCCCGUGUCGGGGCCGGUCCCCUCCCUUCCCUUGUCCCCGUGCCGAGGGUCCCCGUGCCGGGGCGGGUCCCCUCCCGUCUCCCCGGUGCCGGGGGUCCCCGGUCAGGGCGGGGCGGGCGGUGCCGGUGCCGCAGGGGCUGUUGCAGCGCUGCUGCGGCGGCGUCGGCGGCUGAUUGGCUGCAGGGCGGCGGUGAUGUCAGCGCCCGGCCCGGUGCGGCGCGAGGCGCCUAUAAAGGAGGCGGCGGCGGCGGUGCCGCCCCCCGCGCUCCCGGUGCCGCUCCUCUCCGCUCCUGCUUCCCGCUCCCGUUUUUCCCGGCCCGGCAGCACCAUGAGAGAGAUCGUCCACAUCCAGGCGGGGCAAUGCGGCAACCAGAUCGGCGCCAAGUUCUGGGAGGUGAUCAGCGACGAGCACGGCAUCGACCCCAGCGGCAACUACGUGGGCGACUCUGACCUGCAGCUGGAGCGCAUCAGCGUCUACUACAAUGAGGCCUCCUCUCACAAGUACGUGCCUCGCGCCAUCCUGGUGGACCUGGAGCCAGGGACGAUGGACAGUGUGCGCUCGGGUGCCUUUGGCCACCUCUUCCGCCCUGACAAUUUCAUCUUCGGGCAGAGUGGGGCUGGGAACAACUGGGCAAAGGGCCACUACACAGAAGGGGCUGAGCUGGUAGACUCAGUGCUGGACGUAGUACGGAAGGAAUGUGAGAACUGCGACUGCCUGCAGGGCUUCCAGUUGACCCACUCGCUGGGCGGUGGCACCGGCUCCGGCAUGGGCACUCUCCUCAUCAGCAAGGUGCGGGAGGAGUAUCCUGACCGCAUCAUGAACACUUUCAGCGUGGUACCAUCUCCCAAGGUGUCAGACACAGUGGUGGAGCCCUACAAUGCCACGCUCUCCAUCCACCAACUGGUGGAGAACACAGAUGAGACCUACUGCAUCGAUAAUGAAGCUCUCUAUGAUAUCUGCUUCCGCACCCUCAAGCUGGCCACCCCCACCUAUGGCGACCUCAACCACCUUGUCUCGGCCACAAUGAGUGGUGUCACCACCUCUCUCCGUUUCCCCGGCCAGCUCAAUGCUGACCUCCGCAAGUUGGCCGUCAACAUGGUGCCCUUCCCACGUCUCCACUUCUUCAUGCCAGGCUUCGCCCCACUGACGGCUCGUGGCAGCCAGCAGUACCGUGCCCUUACCGUCCCUGAGCUCACCCAGCAGAUGUUUGAUGCCAAGAACAUGAUGGCUGCCUGUGACCCUCGCCAUGGCCGCUACCUCACUGUGGCCACCGUCUUCCGGGGCCGCAUGUCCAUGAAGGAGGUGGACGAGCAGAUGUUGGCCAUCCAGAGCAAGAACAGCUCCUACUUUGUGGAGUGGAUCCCAAACAAUGUCAAGGUGGCUGUCUGUGACAUCCCUCCCCGGGGCCUGAAGAUGUCUUCCACCUUCAUUGGCAACAGCACAGCCAUCCAGGAGCUCUUCAAACGCAUCUCGGAGCAGUUCACGGCCAUGUUCCGCCGCAAAGCCUUCCUCCACUGGUACACGGGCGAGGGGAUGGACGAGAUGGAGUUCACCGAAGCCGAGAGCAACAUGAAUGACCUGGUGUCCGAGUACCAACAGUACCAGGAUGCCACAGCCGAGGAGGAGGGUGAAAUGUAUGAGGACGACGAGGAGGAGUCGGAGGCGCAGGGCGCCAAGUGAUGCCCCACUGCCGCCCCGCUGCCCGCGGCCGCCCCAGCUUCGCGCUGCUGCCCCUUGGCUGGGCCCUCCCCGCGUGUCCCUUUGGUGUCUCCUGACCCUGUCCCCCCCUGAGCCGGCUCGGCCCCCUCUCCUGCCCUCCUGCCUCCCCCCUUUUCGUUUUUUACUGGUUCGUGUCUAUUAUUUUUUUUGAAUACUUAAUAAAUUUAUUGCUG